Messenger RNA from Nilaparvata lugens (brown planthopper), 5596 nucleotides. RefSeq lists its product as uncharacterized. Lineage: Eukaryota; Metazoa; Arthropoda; Insecta; Hemiptera; Delphacidae. The record is from RefSeq and is a predicted model, not a curated record. The transcript has 3 exons. The coding region runs from base 365 to 2662 and encodes 765 amino acids.
UCUACCCUUUUCCAAUCUGGAUAACUACAUACACGUCACAUAGUCCAAGUCAAACUUUGCAACUAUACAACACUACAACAGCAGAAUAAGCAGUGACAGUGAGAGUGUGAAUGAGUGAAGGUAUUUUCUAUUUUAUAGAGCAGAGGAACUAUAGAUAGAAUACUUAUUAUUGAAGUAUUGAAUAUUUGCAUUAAUAUUGCAGUAAUCAGUAAAACGAGGAGAAUAAAAUAAAGCAUAUUAUUAGAUAUUAGGCCUACAUAGGCUAGGUGAUUUGGAAGAGAUAACUGGACGAAUUCUAAAAACUGUUUGUAAAGUUUUAUUACUCGAUCUAAUUCUUGGCUUGAUCAUCCUGUAAUUUUGAAACAUGGCACAUUCUAGGCACUCAAGUCAAUCUUGCAUGAAAAUUGAGUCAAAAGUGCAUGAGGAAUGGAGGAUAUCAGCUGGUCGAUUCCAUCAGAAUAUGUAUGAACUUUUCAGUUCGGGACCAGCUUUCAAUGGCUAUCAUAUUGUUGAGAAAGAAAAUCUUGCAGAAAAGAUAAGAAUUGCAAUAUUGGGAUGUGACAACAGUGGGGAAUUGACAGAAAAAUGUAGAACAUUGAUUGCCAAGUUGAAGGAGAAGAUUGUGAAAUUAUCGCCAGAAAUUUAUCGCAAAAAUGGGAAGGCAGUAGUGGCUAUUGUGUAUGUGAACGUGCUCCUCAAUGAUGACAACUGUUAUCAUCAAUCUCAUGUUUUGUUUCGUGUGCCGAAAUUUGUGAAGAAAGAGGAGGAAUGGGAAGAGAAAGAGAAAGAGGAAUGUGCAAAAUUUACAGGAGAUACUGUUGAGAUUGAAUAUAGUUCAGGUGGGAAACGGGUAUUUUGUUUGAAAGAUGUUGAGACAGCUUGUUUUGUGGACACAAACCUGCGUGUGUAUGACAGUUGUGAUGCUUACAAGAAGAACAACCUGUUGCCAAAGGGUAGAAUGUGUCUGCCUCAGAAUGGUGUCUACAAGUUGGGUGAGGAUGGAAAUGUGUUAAUCGAGAUUCUGGACACGCCGUGCAGCAACGAGGGACUCCUCGAGCUGAUGGAUGCAAGCACCUCAGUUCUGGGCCAGGUGGGAAGUGUCAUCUGUGUGUCAACCUUAUUCAGCCCGGUAGGUGUGGUGGCCUGGGGAGGAUUGAGCAUGAUGACUGGCAGCUGCCUCUACUCAUGUGGCAGGAGUGUUAGCAAACUGAUCGAUCGAACCUGUCAUGAUCAAGAGCUGUCAUUGGAGGACAAGGAGGCCAGGCAUCUGUGGAUUGACAGCGUCAUCUCAGGCGCCGUUGUUGUGGCUGGUUGCAAGGUACUUGUAAGUGGGUUCACAGCGUUGCGCGCCAAUAGCUUCAAUCUCUCCUCAAGGGAAGUGGCUGCCGUGUGGCUUAGAAACUCCACGCUGAUUGUUACCUGCAGUGGGUCAGGUGUGCUUCAAACCAUCCUCACUCGCGUCUUCGACAGAAUUCUGCUCAACGACUGGUCGGAUGUCAAGAGCUUUAAAAAUGUGUUGGCCUUAUUUUUCAACAUCUUCUCACCUCUGGAAACCAUCAAACAUUUUCUAAAAAACAUCUUGACCAUCUCAAAGUCUUUCUUCACUAUUGCUUCCUCAGUCAAGAAUUACUUGAAAUUUAAAUUAGAUAGCUUAUCACAACAUGUUUGUUCAAGUCUGGAAGAUCUAAUGAAUAUUGCUAAGAUUACUGGAAAGUUCCUGUUCACAGUGUCUGUCGGUCUUUUAGAUAAACGAUACAAAGACAUACAUGACAAUUUCAAAGAUCUUCUGUCUGGGAAAAUUACUGUUGUAACAUUCACAUUGAAAAUGUUAGAAAACGUUGAAACUAUCUGGUCGUGGUUUUCAGAAUCGUUUGAAAAUGCAAAACACGAGUAUCGUCGGUUAUGUGAUGAGAAAAUCGCCAGCAACAUUGUCAAACAAGCUGAUCUAGACAACGCUGAGAAUCUAAGGAAAAUGUUUUUCGAGUUUGAUAAUGCUAUCAAAAACUGCGAAGUUGACAGUGAGGAUAAAAGUCACAUGAGGAGUCUGAUCAAGCUUGCCAACGAUUUCAAGUUGAAGCUAGAUGCUGAUUGCUCUUGUAAUGAGUUUUUGUGCAGUGUUAGAGUGGUUUGCGCCUUUGUUGUGAGAGAGUACCAGCAGGAGAAGAGCAACUAUGACGCAGAUAUUGCUUUCGAAAGGAAAAUGCAGGUUAGUGAUUUUGAGGAAGAUAAGUUCAAUGAGCGGUGGGGUUUGGAGAAAAAUGUCACCCCUGGAACACAUUUUUUUAAAAAGGCCAUUGAGCAAACUGAGAGUAAAUUCUCAGAAAUGUUUGAUAUUUACAGGAGAAUGGCCAAACAGAAUGCUUACAAAGCUAUUCCCAGUUUACAGAACGGUAACUUCAAGCAGUAUCUGAUCAUGAAACCAUCGGAAGUGACUGUAGGAACAAAUGAAGAGUGGCUGAAUCUCUUCAAAAAUCUGACUGGGAUUGCAGCUGACAAAAAUGUUGAAAUGGUCCGCGAGUUGAAAGAUGAUGGAGAAGUUAUCUUGAUAACCCCGAAAAUUGACAGUUUGGGCUUUGUUCUGGCAUCUUUCUGCAUCAAGGAAAAAACUCCUCAAGUGAAAGGCAUUCUACACGUAUGUACUUCAGUCAGCGAACAGAGAUAGUUCAACCUGAUUGAUUAUAUGUAUUAUAUUCAAUGAAGUUUAUUUUGUGAAAACGCCAAUUAUCCGAAUAUUUGAUUAACCGAAUGGGGUCCAAUCCCAAUUAAUUUGGAUAAUUAGAGUUCUAAGGUACUGUACCAGAAUAUUCCAUCUUAAUCACAAUAACUUAUUAUUAGUAUGGCGACUAUCAAAUUUUAUCAAAAAAGUUUAAUCUCCAUCCAAUCCUACAACUUUUCAGGAAUACUAGAAUAUUGGAAAUAAAAUUCUUCUUAAACAAAUUACUACUGUUAAAUUAGAGAAUGUUAAAUUCACUGUCACAAUUCGAUAACGUCUCAUUUAGGCAACGCUGAUAUUUUGUUGAGUGGAGCAUCAAGUCUAGAUUUUUAAUGUAUUUAAAUUUAAACUGGUGCAAUAAGAAUAUUAAUCUUAUUCGAAAAUUCGAUUACCUAUCAAUUGACAAUUUUUAUACAAUUUGUAGAGCACAUCUAGCUGGUAUCUCAAGGUUACCGUAAUAGAUAAGUAGGUGCAAUUAUAGUUCAUGUAUCAUUUCCAUUCAUAUCCAGCCACGCACAAGUCUGGAGCUAAUGAGGACAUCACCCUAAAAAAAACCAUUACAUCAAGUACUACUUAAGGGACCAUUGUUUGAUGCAAGCUAGAUAGAAUACUGAAAAAUAUUCUACUGUAAAGUAUUCUUUAUAUUAUAGCCUAAUGCAUAGUUGUCUAUCUGCCUUAGUUUGAUGUUGAAUCACAUGUGCAGUAAUCUACUAUUCUAUACGAAAAAAGGAAUUAAAUUCCACUACAAGAAAAACGUUUCAGCUAAGCUACAAUUUUUGUGCAAAACAAUAAACAAAUUAAAUUAUCGAAUUUUAUAAUACACUAAUGAAAUUAGCUAUUUUUCAAAAAGGAUUUAAUAUUAUGAACCUGUAGUGAGAUUCACGUUUUAAAGUCAGCACCCGUUUAACAUUGGUUUGCUGUCCUUGUCUCUCAUUAGACAAAGCAGAUAGCUCUAUCCUUUUCCAACUCUGCACCGUUGCUAUAUCGUGUGUGUAUACUAUGAAGAAAUUUUAUGAACUACCAAAAUAUUCAUUCUCAAUUACGUAAGUUUAUUAUUAAAUAAUGAAAAGAUAAUACUGUAUUUAAUAACUGGAUUAUCUUUAAAAGAUAAUAACUGGGAUGAUUUGGAUAAUAUAAUAUAUCUCAGAAACAUGAACUCGACAACUAUGCCGUUCUAUUAUUUCCAUGGUCUUUAUAAAGGUGAAUCUUACUAUAGGCUAUAUAAUUCACGUUGAAAUUGUUUAUUCAUAGGCCUAAAAUACAAAACAUGAGAAUGCCCUGUGAUGUCAAAGCAGUUGAUUGGUUUUAUCGUCUUUUAAGUUAUAUGCAUGAAUUAAUAGAACGUUUCUCUAUUACUUCUUGUAUGUAUGGCAAUCUGCCUCUCAUAACUAGUGAAUAUUAAAUAUUGCUUUUCAAUUUAUAGCUUUUACCGUCUCUUAUGUUAUAUGCAUGGAUUAAUAGAACGUUUCUCUAUUACUUCUUGUAUGUAUGGCAAUCUGCCUUCCAUAACUAAUGAAUAUUAAAUAUAGCUUUUCAAUUUUUUCAAACAUAAGUAGUAUAUAAUUAUAAUAAUAUUGACAUAAUCAUUUAUGAUCAAUCUAUUCAUCUCACUUGAAAAUUAUCAAAUUUAUCAUAUUUUAUCACUUUCCACCCGUUUACUCCAAUGUUUCUCUUAUUUCAUUACAAUGGAAAUAAUUUCUUUUAAAUUAUAUUAUAAAUGAAAUAAGGUGUCUUCAAAAGUAGGAAAUGUACUAGCAGGAACUCCUAUAUACGGUACAUAUACCUUUCGCUGUAUAUAAGAGGUCCUGGUACCAUUAAUAGUGAGGUCCAAUGGCAGUGAACGAUAUGUGAACAGCGUUGCCGAUUCUCUGCCUUGCCACUGCCUUCUAUAUCGGUUAGCUUAAAGGUACUACCAUAAUAUUAAGUGUUCUUUCCUGUUUAAAAUAAUCAAUUAUGUUUUAUUUAUCAAGAAAAUUUAUUUUUCAAUGAUUAAAUAAUACAUUUCCUUAAUUGAGAUUGAAUAUUUUGUUAUUAUAUUUCUACAUUGUUGAAAAACGGUCUGGCAACGUUUCGGAGCUAGAAAAGGUUAGCGCUAUCUGCUUUGUAGAAUGAUAGACAGGGAUAGCAACACCAAUGUUAAUUAAAUAAAUACUGUCACUUUAGUAAGUUAAUUCUGUGAAAACUAUCAAGUAGCCUGUAGCGCUGUAGAAAUGAAUAUGAAUGAAAUAGUUUAUAAUUUAAUAUUGUCAAUGAUCCUUUUCAUGGAUCAUCGUAUAUUUGUUUUGUAAAACGUUCCCAACUUCCCAUGUUUCCAUUGAUCCAUUCUCAGUUUGAAGAUCUUGCUUCUUUGUUUUUCUAUGAUUUGCUUUUAACAACUUUGAUCGAUAGAACAUAGCUAUAUAAUCGAUGCAUAGCUAGCUAAUGCUACAGUAACUAUAUAAACUGUUCUAUAGCCUGUUCUAUAAACUGUUCUAUAGUUACUGUAUCUAAUACUUGAUAAUAAGUACCAUGCAUUUGUCUAUAAUAUACAUAUAGUACAAUACUAAUAUGAGUAUUUAUAGUGGCAGAAAUUGUAGUAUUUUAUAGUAUAUUUUAUAUUUUAGUAUAAAGUACUAUUUUUUAAUUCAAUAAAAAAAUAUUCAUAUUGAUACAAAAUAGAUUUUCAUUUCAAUAGGGUGGAACAAUUCUAACUCAAUCUUAUGAAAGUAUUAAAAAUUCAAUUUAUUGAUAAAAUCGUUUUCCCAAAAGACUCACUUUUUGUAACAAGUUUUAUAAAAAUAAAAAUAUGAAUACUUGAGUUUUAUAUUAUAAUAUACUCUGCAAACAACAAUUUGUAUCAAUGCUUUUCUAUUGCAUUAAAAGGAAAUGUAUUCUUGGGGAUAA